CGGCGGUGGCGGCGGAGACCGCAGCAGCUGCGGGGCUGUCAGUUAGGCCGUCGGAGAAAUGGGAGACCCGGGGUCGGAGAUAAUAGAAUCUGUCCCUCCAGCUGGGCCCGAGGCAUCUGAGUCAACAGCGGAUGAAAAUGAAGAUGACAUUCAGUUUGUUAGUGAAGGACCAUUAAGACCUGUUCUUGAAUACAUUGAUCUGAUCAGCAGUGAUGAUGAAGAGCCUAGCACCUCCCAUAGUGAUAGAAUGCCUGAGUCUAAGGUGCCAUCCUCUGAGAAUCAUCGCCCAGAAAUGUGCUCUAGCUGCAGUGUUCCUCUUCCCAUUGGAGACAGCAGCUCCUCCUCUGGGAGUUGCACCAGCAGUCCACAAAGGAUAGUUUCUCAACCUUCUUCUGUUGAGAACCCAUUGGAGAACCAGAAAAAUGACCAAAAUAAUUCAGAUAUUAAGAUUUCUGAGACAGAGACACUUAAGCCAUCACAAAAUUAUCAGACUCUGCCUUCAUCUCCAGUUCUGGUCCCCCAAGAAUCUUUGGCCUCUUCCGAGGUCAAGGAGGAUUUACCUGUAGAGUCUUCUGCAGCUUCACAGCAUGGACAGGACGCCAUCCUUUAUCUUCAGACACAGGUGGCUGAGAUGUCCCGAGUGAUACGUGAUCUGCAGUCUAGGAGCUGUUUUAGAUUUCAUCAUUCUAGGCCAAGUGAGAACUCUUCAGUUCCAUGGGACAUCUCCACCUCCAAGGAUGAGAAUUUAUCUACAGUUGAUGAAGAAGCUGACUGCAAGUCCCCCUCAGCUGAUGACAAAGGACAGCCAACUGACCCCAGUCAGUCUAGUUUCACAGGUCUUUUGAAAAGAAUGGAACAAAGAGGUGUUAUAAAGAGAGUAACGUUACAGUCUGAAGCAGAAUCGUGUGAAGGGAAACCUGAUUAUGUGACCUCUAAGAAACGUUUGGUUCCUCCAUUGCAUCCUCUUCUGAGAAUUGCCACCACUGAGGUUUUUAAAGACCCUGCUGAUUGCCAUCCUUCUUCCUUCAUGGGGCACAGGGUAUAUCCUGUGGCCAAGGAUACCUCUCCUUUCCAACCAAAUCCACCAGCCGAGGGCCCUAUUGUAGAAGCAUUAGAGCACAGCAAAAGAGGAAGCACAACAUCUCCUCUAGAUUCUACCUCAAAAGAAAUGGAGGUCAUGGGUUGUAGAUUCUACCAUGCUGCUUCCAUUGCAGCCCGAGCUGCUAGCUACAUGGCCUAUAUGACUCAGUAUCAGCGUAAACUCUGGGAAGACAUGGAGGAUCUGGUUCACGACCCAGAGUUUGAUCGUGGAAAAGCAAGAUGUAUAAUAUCGGAUGGUAUGGAUGCUGGCCUUUGGCAGCUUUGUACUACUAGGGACAUAAUGGAUUCUGUAGUCAGAGUUAUGGCAAUGGCGAUAGACUACAGAAGACAAGCAUGGCUUCGACUUACAUCUCUCACUAAGAAAACCCAGGAGAAGAUCUCGCACUUGCCCUUUGAUGGUACUUCCCUCUUUGGACAAGAUGUAAAUGCUGUUGUUGCAGAAGAAAACAGUAUAAAAGAAAAUGAUUAUAGAGACCACAACAAAUACUAUAACCAACAUCGAUACUUUUAUAGUCAUGAUCAGAAAGCACAUUAUCACAAUAGAGGAUAUUCCAAAGGAGAUUGGUAUAAACCUCGAAACCACCCCUAUAGACAUAGAAAAAAGGGAGACUCUCCAGAACGUCAUGGGUACAAGAAUUAAUAACCUGUUUGCAUUCAGCAGUGUAGUCAUCCAACUAUUUUACUUAUUCCUCCCCACUCAAACAGGAUCUACAGGUAGGAGGUCACCUCAGAAACUAAAUAUAUGUCUGGAAUUAUCACAGCUAACAUUUAAUUCUAGACUUUUGAAAUAGAGACUCAUCUCUUAUUGACCAAGUAACAGUAGAGGCUUUCAUCUAAGUAGGGUUGGACAAACGUUUACUCAUUAUUUCUGGCCCAAAAUAAGUUUGGAGGAAGGUACUCAGGAAUCUGAAUCCUCUUGUGCUUAAAAAAAUAGAAAUGAUCGGUUCCUCAGGAAAAAUCUUAUUGAUAAACUGAGGACUAGCAGAUUUGGGGUCUGGAAGUAACUUGCUACUAGAUCUCUGUUCACUAAUGCCAGAGGCAGAUCCUUCAUUUUUUAUGUCAUCAGUGCUUCCUUGUUCAGGCUUCAGCUUAUCAGAUCUUCACAAAAUUACAAAUCUUCGUUGUACUCUGUUUAUGUCAGGACCAUAUGACUCCUCAAGAGUCCAUACUAUUCUUCAAGCUCUCUGAGACUUCAGAAUCAACCAUGCAACUCUAUGUGAAGAACUGGAAUACAAAUCAAAUUUUGCCAAAUCCAGUUUGCUUCCAGUGGGAUGGCUAGAUGUUACAGGUCUGCUGUGGACACCAGCUGGAAAACGACUUUCCUACUUGUAACAUCUCUAGAAAUUUUCACAGUAACAAUCUUUAUGGAGACUGAUGGCUACAUGUCAUUACCACUCAAAGCUACAUGUGAGAGAAUUCUUUGUUAUCAUCAUGGCCUAAGUCUUUGACCUGUCAAGCUCUCAGAUAUAAACAAACUGUGAGACCCAUCAUGGUGUUCUCUCAGGAUAUUCUAGGCCUUUCACCAGGAUGACCUUCUUAAACCUACCUUCUAAACAGCUUUUUUGAGCUUGAUAAUUUCAUCACUCUAAACACAAAAAAGAUAUGUGCAUUAGUGCUCUGGAAAUGAAGGAUGUUCUACCAUCCAGGCAUGCAAAUCUGAACUCUUACAGGAGAAUUCCAUACAUGCCUGACAAUCUGGUCCUCUUACUGUAAUAAAGAGGGAUGCCAUCAAACUAGAUGAUCUUGAGAAUCCUUAAGUGUUAGAGUAUAACUAUGGAUGUAGUAAAGAGAACAUCGCCCACAGUUUUGUUUCUGGAUAUCUGUUUAAAUGAUAAUAUCCAUUAAUGAUUUCUUAAAAGUCUGAAAUCAAGACUUCGAUGACAUAUUCUUGGUUUAUUGGUUGCUUAUUCUAGUCAGACUGUUAAUCACAGAGAGGACUUAUCUUUUUGCUCCAAGUUGGUUCCAUUAAUAGUUCUUCAUGAUUCUGGAACUGGCAGCAGAUACCUCAAUUGUAUGUCCCACAGUAUCUUUUUAAUCUCAAGGCAGUGGCUGUACAGUAUACCACCCUUAGAUCCUCAUUUUCACAGCAUGACUUCAAAAAUGGAAAAAAGUGUCAAAUUUGAGGGGUCAGAAUACAUCACCUAGUAGUAUUUGCUUGGCAGCCAAAAAUUUUUUAUCAACGGACUUAACACUUUGUAACUUCUUAGUUUGUAAAACUUCUGCGUUUUUUUCAUCUGCUUGAUCAGAAUAUUUUGGGUUUACUAUUAGUGGAAUAUAACUUUUAGGGUUCAUGUGGUUUCUAUUUCUGGCCAUAGUUCUUGCACAGUGGUGAUUUACAUUUUCCCUAGUUCCCCACUUUUUAAUAGUUGGAGUUCAUUCCCCUUCUAUUGCAACUAUAUUCAUACCCUUUUUAUUACUUUUCUUCUUCUCUCUGGUGAAGAUGCAACAGAGGUUGCAGAUAUAAACAUCCCUACUUAGAAGAAGUUAUUUUAUUUUGUCAGAUAAUUUCAGAGUACUUUAUUGGUCCUAUUUGUAGAUUAAGCUUAAACAAAACAACACACUUGAUAGCGGAGAUGAUCUUGCAGAUUUGGUCAAGUCAUAUCUAGAGUUAACAUUUACCUACCUGAAAAGACACAAGGGCCUAAGAAAUCUUAAUGAUUUUUAUAGUUUGAUACAUGUCACAUCAGUUCGGCAGUUCUGUGCCCUUGACCUGGCACUACAUAGCUUUUUUGAAAGGACUAGUCACAGGUGAACUCCAUGGAGAGAGAGACCUUGGAACUGUUCUGUAUGGCUACCCGUAGUUCCCAGUUAGUGAAGGCUACUUUAAACUCCUCCCACUUGUCUAUUUCUCCCCUUUCCUUCCCUGAAUCAGAUCAUGGGGCUACAAAUUUGAUGAUUUUUGAAGUCCUCUUAUUUUGAAAAUCCAAACCAAAAAAGAUGAUAGGUGAAGAUGAAAUUCUCUGAAACUGCUUUGGCACUUCGACUUAGCGUGUGCCUCCUUUUAAAUUUUUGUUUUCAAUUGUGGUUAGAAAGAAGACAAAAUAAAAUUUACCACCUUAACCAUUUUUAAGUGUAUAGUUCACUAGUGUUAGUUAUAUUUAUGUUGUAUAGCUCUUCAAGUAUUUUAUAAAACAGCAUUGCUGCUCUCUUCCUUUUGUGUUAUUUAUGUUGCUAAGUUAACAUUGCGUUAACACUUUCCAAUUGAUAUGCUUAAGCAUCUCCAGAGAAUUUUCCUAAAAGUGAAAAGGUGUUGAGGAAUCCCCAAAUUGUUGAUCGAAUAGGUAACUUCUGAAAGGGAUUUAGAUUUGGCAGUUGAUUGGGAUUGUCAGAAUGCAGUAAAAUGGAAACAGCUUUUAGCUAUAGAUCAUUCAGUUUCUUGACUGCAGAAGAAACAAUAACCUUGUUUAAAAUCUUCCUCUGGCAUACUUGAAUGUGAUGGUGUUAUAAAACUUAGAAUGGGGACUAGUUCUAGGGAGACAACCCCAAUAGUGUAUGGAACUCACAGUUAGAUGAUAAGUUUUCAUACUGUGCCUGCCAUGUGCAGAGCCUGCCACAAAAAUUCUCCAUUAGGCGAACCUGUCUAAAUGCUCUAGGUUUUCAGGAAGCUUUGGGAUAAUUGCAAAUUUAAUGAUUUGGUAUUCUCAAAAGGGAUGCGACUAAUGAUCCUUUUUCUUCAAAAUGUUUUUCUCAACAUAAAAUAUAUGUGAAGACAAUAUGAUUUCUUGCAGUUAUUGUGUACAGAGAAAAGGUUUCCAUUGUUAUAUGAAGUGCCUUUUUAAAUUUCAGCCUAUUGUUUAAAACUUAACAUUUUGAUGUCUUGCAUAUGUUGCUGAUGGUAUUUAUGUGAGUUCUGUACAGUUUUUUUAAAUCUUAGUUUAUUCAUCAUCUGUACAAUUGCACUAUCUAAAUGUACUCUCCUUCUGAAUGUUAAUGUUUUCUUUAUAGCACUGUUAACCCAUUUCAGAAGGUUAUAGAGUAUGCCCCUUCCCCUUUAUUUAAGUAACAUUAUAGUAGUUCAUUUUGGUUAUUAGUGAUUGGCUCAGUUUCCUGGGCAUUAAGGCAGCUUUGUUUUCUUUCUGCAGCUUCUAGGUUUUCUGAUUGAGUCAUUUGUCUCAUAUCUAACCUUGUUCAAAGCCAUGGUAACACAGCUUAUAUUUGAUAAGUGGAAGUGUUUACUUGGCAAGAAGAAACAAGGACAUUAGGAAAAGCAGUAGAUUUCCUGACACUUUAUCCUUUGUUUUUAGAUGGUGUGACAACUUCCUUAUCAGUAUAAUUGCAUUUAAACUUUUUUUUUUAAACUGUGUGGCAGCUUCUUUAUAAUUCCAUUUAUUUAGCCCUCAAAAUGACAUUUUGAGGGGAGCAUAAAAUCUUUCAGGAUACCUGGAUACUAUUUAGUAAUUACAUUAGUACUAUACUAAUAAUUUACUGAAUGAUACCUAAGUGACCUGAUUGAUAAUGUUCUUAAGGGUCCAAUAUAUCCAGUAUAACCUCUCAGGUACUAAAAACAAGGAGGUUGAAAUAGACACAAUCCAGAAUCCCUUCUAGCUAUAAAAUAGGAUACAGAGUUAAGUGGCAUGAAUAAGUAGACUUAAAUGCCACAUUCACUAUUCUUGAGGCUGUAACUUAGUGGGAUUCUGAUGAAGGUUAGAAAUCAUGGACUAAGUCUUUGUAGGAAUAGUUUAAAGGUUGCAAUAAGUAAAAACUUUUUUUUUUUAACAUGAGGCAUAUUUCGCCCCAGAUUUGCACUGUUUAGGUUCCUUGUGUUUGAAAUUUGCCAUUCUUAAUGUUAGUGGUAGUCCAGUGAUUGAUUGUGAUAACUGUACAUCUUAUGCAUGCCAUUCUGUUGGCCAGGUCCAUUCUGUGUAGUUUUCAUUUGUGGAUACACAAACCAAUCAGUUCUUCCACUUUUCACUUAAAAUAUAUAAGUGGAAGUUAUCAUUUAACCGAUAAUGAUCACUUUUGAAUGCAAAUCUUUUAGUUAUUUUUCCAGAAAUAACAAGUUUUGUAAGCCAUUAAAAAAUUAUUUUAUGAAAUUUCCCUUCCUGGAUGAAUGUUGAAAAUAUUGUUUUAUUCUUUUUUUCUUAUUGACUAGCAGGAUAAUAUUUUUGUACUACCUUUGUCUUUUUUUGUUGAUUGACUUUAUAGUAAUGAAAACUUUUGUAUAGUCGUGUUUGGUACCAUUGAGUUAUCUUAUUACUGGAAGUUAUAUUUGCUUCCAGUGGAAUAUAUCUGGAAGUGAUCACAGUCCAACCAUGUCCUUUUGAUGUUAUUGUAUCAGUUAUUUCGUUCUUUAUUUGAUCUUCUCCUUUAUGUAGCACCUCUUUCUAAAAGGAUGUCAGAUCUCCCCCUAAUCUCUUUGAUGUAGAUUAUAUUUUUUAUUCUCCCAGUAUUUACUAGCCAGUAUUUUGAUGUGGCUUUGUAUUUGUAUACUUAAAUACAAUGCCUUCAGCAUUAUUGUAAGAGAUUUUCUAAUUUUCUCUUUUAAUGUCCUUUUUUAAAAAAAGUAGCCAGUCCAGUCUCUGGAACUAUUAUUUUCUGGCUAUUAAACUUUCAUCAGUUUCUAAUGCCUUCUCAUUUAAUAGUAGUAUUUUCUCAUUUUGCAUAGUUUUUACACUAUUAUUACGUAUAGUUUACAGUUAAUUGCAUCUUCACAUGAAAAUGUUAAGCCCAUACCAUGGAGUUAUAGAACAGCUCUGACACACAGUGUAUCUUAAAGUUAACUACUUUUUCUCUAGGUCUUAAGGGCUUUACUUGUUUUAUUGAGAUAAAUGUCUAUUUCAAAUGGUCUCUUGGAUUUUCUGAUGCCUUGUUGAGAAUUCAACAAGAAUUCUCAGGUCGUCUGUACUUUCUUUAAGGACUUUGGAGAUCUCUCAAGUUGUAUUGAGUUUUCUAAUAAUCCUAAGUAUAUUCUUUGGUAGAAGUGAAAGUAAAUGCUUUAUAUCUAGUGAUAUUUUAAAUUUCUCCUUUGAUCUUAAAUGCUUCAAGUGUUACUAUUAGUUCUGUUAGUAGUCUUUUUAUAAGACCUACUUUGCUAUGCUAUUUUUUUUCCCAUGAGCUAUCUAUCAUAUGUUUUCUGUUUUCUUUCAUUGUCCAUAAGAGUAGCUCUAUCACGUCAUUCACUUUUAAGGGCUGCAGUAAGAAAUCUUGUUAACUCCCACUUUAUCUGUGAUGGCUGUUUCACACUAUUUAGUGUGCAUUUAACACUAAUAUACUAUAAGAAUUAUCAUGUUUGUGGUCCCUUUUAUCUAUACCACUUAUAGUUUGUAGGGCAACAAUGAUGUAGAUGAUUGGGGGGAAACAUUUUCCAAGUCACUAAACAGUCUCCAGUUUUCAGUUACAUUUUUGGGAACAUAUUUGAUUACAUUAAACAUCCUUCUGUUAGGUGUGCAGUCCAUUCCUUUCUGCCUUGGUUCAAGUAUAGUCAGUUUUGUAUUCGCCUCAUUUAGACUCAUAGCAAGAGUUGCAGGCACGUUGGUCUUUGUCUGAUGGCUUAUAACAAUUCCUAUUUACGUUUAGCAAAAAUCUAUUUUGAGAUCUUGAAAGCACCUUGAUAGCCUUGAGUCUAUUGUCUUCUUACCUUGGAAGCAAGUAGAGGAGAAAAUUUUCAUUUUUAGAGCUUACAUUUACUAGGCUAUGUGCUAACAGUUACAAGGCAUUCUUGAGGAAGAAAUUCACCCUUAUUUUGCAGAGGAAAUGAAGCAUCAUUAAGCACCUUAUUCAAGUGGUGGAACCUGGCUUUGAAUAUAGACUCUGCCUCCACAGUCUCAGUUCAGCAUUAACACUAAUGCUUCCUCUAUAUAUUUUUCAAGGCUCUGCUAAAGUGUUAACUUUUCUGAUGAGCUAAUUUGACAUUUACUAAUCUUUUUCUUCCCUAAACUUUGUAUUUAUGGUUGUACUCUCAUCCCUUAGUAUUUGAUGUCUUAAUAUUAACUAAUUCCUGGUCAUUUCAUCUGUCAGACGAGAAACCCUAAUGUCUUAGUUUUCCCAUUGAGAUUUUACUAUGUGGGACUAAGAUUGUUUUUGAUGUGUGGUCAUUGACUUGUUUCAUAUAUUCCAUUCAUUUUUGGCAGUGAUCAUUUUAGUCAUGGUUCUUUUUGCUUGUUUUUUUUCCGCAUACCUUUUUUGUUGGAUCUGUUUUGUUUCAGAUACACACUUAAAAUUUAUUUUUGUUGUUGUUGUUGUUGUUGUUGUUGGCAUCUUUAGAAUAUUGGCUAGGAGGGAAGGUGGGAUGUUGCAAAGGACAUGGUAUUUAAAUUCAAAGACCUUGAUCUGAGUAUUAUUAAGUCAUUUAUUUUCUGAGCCUUAGUUUUCCUACUCUCAAAUGAGGUAAUGCACGGAAGUACUUUGAAAACUUAAAAAUCCAGUAUAGAUUUCUUUUAUAGUUGUGCUGUUUCUACACACGUUUGUAGAUAUAACUGUGGGAUGGUAUUGGGUAUAAGUACAGAUACAUUUUAAGAUGUAUAUUUAAGAGCAUGUAGUAGUUCAUGUUAUCAGAUCAUGUUCCCCUUGUUUACAGUUUUUUAAGGCUCAACCAUUAAGCUAUAUUGCAAGCCCAUCAAUGGACUAAGUCAUUGAAAGGCAUAUUUAAAGUAAAAUAGUCUCUUUUUUUCAAGUGCAAACUAAGAAAUGCUCAUGAUAAUAAGAAAUAAAAGAAUGUAGAAUGAAGAGCUAGGAUAUGUAGGUACGUGUAUACAGUUUUUGAUGGAUGCUGUUUUGUCACUUUGUGUCUAUGUUGGCAACAAUCUUUUAUCAUCAUUAUCGAUAUUUAUGUGCAGGCAGACACUGAGGAAGGUCUGGGGGUACUGGGAGUUCGUAAGAGUUGGUAUAUUCUCUUAAGGAAAUACCAACACAAGGUAAUUGUCCUGUUUAGAGGAAUGCCUGUGAUGAGGUUGGAACAAAAGAGGGGGCCCAUCUAGAGGGAUCAAGGAAGCUUUUCUUACUUAGCAAAUACUUGAGCUGCAGUUUGGAACAUGAUUAGAGAAGAGACAGUUGGACUAAUGGAGAAUCAGGAGCCAGGCAUUGAGAUGAAACCGCGAAUACAAAGGCAUGUGGAACAUCCUGUCUGGUUUCAGAAUUGUAAGGAACAGCAUUUAUGGAGCACAAUUGAGAUGAGGCUGAAGAGAGAGGAUAAAUUAUCCAUGAAAAUGUACUGGCUCCUACCUAUUCAAAGUGUACCAAGUUUGUAUCGCCAUUACUUGUAAGGUUAUAGAAGUAGUCUGUCUGUUCUAGAGUUCACUUUGUACCAUAGUCACCUGUGGACAUCUAGAACAAUUCUUUUUCUUCCCUGAACUGAGCCAAAGGAGGAUUAUUGGUCAGUGCACCCCCAGCCCUAGGGAUAGACAGCUCAAGCAGUGAAAAAGAAUUGAGGCACUAGUAGAGAACACCUUUGAAGAUGAGCAGGAUGAUGACACUGACGUGGAAUGUUACAUUAUGGGUAUACAGUUGCAUACUUCAGGACCUCCUGUUGAUUGGCAUUGUGUCCUUAGCGUAGCUAACUGUGGCUAAUCUUCCUGUACUUUGACUUAUAGAUAAUUUGAGGGUGGAUUUGGGGAAAAAGAAGAUAUUUCUAAAAAUGUUGCUUCAUUGGAGUUUGGAGGUGUUGUACUGAAGAAAGACCUGUGAACCUUGUGCCAGUGUUCCCUCCAGCAGCACCCAAAACACAUUUUGUCAACUUCCUGUUGUUUUUUUCUUUCAUUUGAGUUUCUUUUCUUGCUUUUGUUGCCACUUUGUCACUUUUUCUCUUUUCAUAAUUCAUCCUUUUUCUUUCUGUGCCAGAGGUAUAGCAGUGGCACUCAGGGUUAAAGCUAUAACUCCCCCUUUCUAGCUUCAGAGGUAUUUUAAAAUUUCGCAAGUUCCAAAGUUGUUUUUGUUUGCGGUCAUAUGCUGAAGGAGAAUCAAAGUCAUUCUUCCCAGGAGGGGUUUUUAUAAGUAUAGAUAUUGGCAGUUUACCCAAAAGACAGUACAGGAGGAAGAAUCUUAACACGUUUGGUGGUACUAGCCUUCUUAAAUGAAUAAAGUACUUUACAGUAUGGGGUAUAUCUAUGUAUGUUUUUAAGUUUGCUCAUAUAAAUCAGAUGUUCUGUGUACUUUGUAAACAAUAACCAGUUGGGGGUGGGAAGAUGAUUGCUUUGUACAAAAGGGUUGUUUCCUGGUUCCAAAGCUUUGCUGCUGGAGAUGGUAAAUAAAUAUUGUACUGCUUUGCUGUGCUUA
Molecule: messenger RNA, 10311 nt
Organism: Suricata suricatta (meerkat)
Lineage: Eukaryota; Metazoa; Chordata; Mammalia; Carnivora; Herpestidae
Gene: ZNF451
Product: zinc finger protein 451
Exons: 4
Coding region: 59-1741 (560 amino acids)
Biological process (GO): regulation of transcription by RNA polymerase II
Cellular component (GO): nucleus
Molecular function (GO): sequence-specific DNA binding; DNA-binding transcription factor activity, RNA polymerase II-specific
Source: RefSeq, a predicted model, not a curated record